CUGAGUACGUCCUUAGGCCAACACGGCUACAGCCAACAACGCUAGAACCACAGAACUGCUCUUAAAUGGGAUUCUGUGGAUGCCCAGAAAGGUGACGUUUUCUCACCAUCCCCAGGGUCAUUUGGGGUCAGAAUCAGUUGUAAGGCUUUCUCCUUGCUCAUUUACAAUUCUUCUACAUUCUGUUCCUCCCACUUUUUCCACAGAGGAGAGAAGACGUACCUGUGAAGAAGAUGGUGAUGGGUUUAUUUGCUUCUAGAAGGCGGUGACAAGUGGUUAUUGCUGUCCAGGUGCUGGGAAAUUGGAAUCAGCUGUCGGGUGCAAUGGCAAACAGAACUGGGUUCAAUGCUACUCAGGGGCUAGGCCCUUUUUCAGCAGCUGAGGUUUCCACAUUCCAGGAGGCUGUCGGCCUCUUCUUCAUGGUCCUGCUGAAUGUCAUAGCCCUGGUUGCCAACAUGGCUGUGAUGGUAGUUAUCCUCAAGACCCCUCUCCUGAGGAAGUUUGUCUUCGUCUGCCAUCUCUGCCUGGUAGAUCUGUUGUCUGCCAUUUUCCUGAUGCCACUGGGGAUCAUUUCCAGCUCCUCAUGCUUCAACAGGGUGAUCUAUAGCAUUGCAGAGUGCCAGACCCUGAUCUUUUUGAAUAUCUGCUUCAUCAGCGCCUCCAUUCUCACCAUCUCAGUCAUCAGUGUAGAGAGGUAUUACUACAUUGUCCACCCAAUGAGGUAUGAGGUCAAAAUGACCAUUGGGCUGGCAGUCACUGUGGUGGUCUUCAUCUGGAUUAAAUCUGUCCUGAUCACAGUCUUGGCUUUGGUGGGAUGGCCCCAAGACAAUGGGGCCACCAGUGCCAGUAAGUGCACUGUGUACUGGAGCCCUGGAGCCCACAAGAAGAUCUUUGUCAUUGUCUUCAGUACCCUCUGCUUUAUCGUGCCCACCUUCAUUAUCUUUGCUGUCUACUGCAGCAUCUACAGAGUGGCCCGGAUUGCUUCCCUGAAGCAUGCCCCUGUCCCUUCUUGGACGGCCACUCCCAGGCAACGAUCAGAUUCCAUUAACAGCCAAGUGACUAUCAUCACGACCAGAAACCUGCCUCCCCGGCUGUCCCCAGAGCGGGUGUUUGGAGGGAGAAAGGCUGCCUUGACCUUAGUACUCAUUGUGGGCCAAUUCCUGUGUUGCUGGCUGCCAUUCUUCUCCUUUCACUUACACUGCUCUGUUAACUCAGUCACUCCUGCCGGGGGCCCUGGAGAGAUUGUUGUUACCUGGCUUGCCUACUCUUCUUUUGCCAUCAACCCCUUCUUCUAUGGGCUACUGAACCGUCAGAUACGGGAAGAGCUGUCCAGACUGGGGAGGAACUGCCUCAACAGAUCCCUGACCCAGGACCUCUGUCUCUCUAGUCCUGAGGAGUCUAUCCAUGAGAACUUCCUUCAGUUCCUACAAAGGACUGGCUGCACACUGGAGACCCAGUCCAGCUACAUCAACUCCAGCCCCAGGAACACGGUGGACCAGACCAUGAUGGGCUUCAGAAUUCCAGGUCAAAUCCCAGAAGAAACCAACUGAGAAGGGACAGGGGUUAGGGUGGAUAUCAGGUCACUGUGGUCUGCAUCCUGGCUGCUGCAGCAAGGAGGAUUGAUGUGGGGUUUCAGCUCACGGGAAGGCCUGACUGGCCAUUUUCUGAUCUGGUGAAGGGUGAUGCAUUUGAGAGGAUUUAUCUUCUUGAGCAUGGGAGGGUAAAGCUAACUCGGCAAUGCUGUUCCACAGGGGGGUAAGGAAAACCAACAGGAGGGUGCAAGGAAGAGGGAUGGGUGUUUAUGAGAGCUAAUCCUGUUCUUCUCCAAGCGCUUUUCAUCAUGCACUCCAGAUGCAGCUUUUGAGCUUUUGGAGAGCUCCUGCCACAACCUUGUCUUCUAGAUGGGUUGUCAGGGAAAUCAAGAGGUCACCAGAGGUCACCUAAUGAGUCAGUGCCUUGGAUAGUUGUGAGAGGGGGAGAAGGUCUGUGGGUCCCUUCUGUCCCCUUCUCCCUUGUUUCAGUCUUGUAGAUCACCGUGCCUCCCUCUGAUCUACAGAUCAGCAAUUCCAGGAGCAGGGAUGGGCAGGCAGCUCUAAUGAGGUCUAGUUGUGAGUGAGGGGUAGCCAGGCCCUAUCUGUUCUUGUGGAGUGAGGGUUUCAGUGUGGAUUCACUUUCUUGACCCCAGAGCUGUGCCUGCCCAUGGGAUCAGAGAAUGUGCCAUCAAAGGGACUUCAAUAGGCAGCCAUCUGAGACACUUGUUCUGGGCAAGCAGAGCUCUGUUCGAAAGCCUGUGAGGUCUGAAACAGGACAGGUGAAGCUGCUGUGCCAAGCUGUGGUGGGAGCCAGUGGAAAGCAGCAGGGAGCCAGUUCCUGCCUGCCUAGGGGCACCUCAUGCACAUUCAGCCUAAUCCAAAGUGAAAGCAGCCUCUGGAAUGACUUGAUGAGACAAAUGCAGGUUGCCAUGGAGCGCAGAAGGGACGGUGUCCUUAUGGUGGGGGCCAGAUUCAUCUGUGGGGUAAUGCCCCUAGUUUCAGGGACCAUAGGAGGCUUGCCAUGUUUCAGGGUGCUAGGUAGUAACAGAUGAGGAUCAUGGCAGGGGUAAUACCUGGCCUGCAGCCAUCACAAUCAAAUCACACACCAGCAAGGAGUUCGGUGCCAGGCUCAGAGCCCACUGCAGUACAAAGGUUAAUGCUUUUCUCUAUAGAGACAACCAGCCCUAAAUACCGGGUGCCGGUGAGUGGGGAUUUCCCCUGCCCACACAGCAGGACUUGCCUGAGGUUACAUGUAAUAGGUUUUUAAUUAACUGCUAAUGUAUUUUUUAAAGAGCGAUUUUAACCGAUUUCUAUUAAUAGACUUG
Gavialis gangeticus (Gharial) is the source of this 2854-nucleotide messenger RNA. RefSeq names its product G protein-coupled receptor 62 (gene GPR62). The transcript has a single exon. Gene Ontology annotation, cellular component: endosome; plasma membrane; signaling receptor complex. The record is from RefSeq and is a predicted model, not a curated record. Gene Ontology annotation, molecular function: G protein-coupled receptor activity. Gene Ontology annotation, biological process: G protein-coupled receptor signaling pathway. The coding region runs from base 321 to 1547 and encodes 408 amino acids. NCBI's taxonomy places the organism in Eukaryota, Metazoa, Chordata, Crocodylia, Gavialidae.